Messenger RNA from Prunus armeniaca (apricot), 288 nucleotides. The record is from the annotation of a GenBank genome assembly. NCBI's taxonomy places the organism in Eukaryota, Viridiplantae, Streptophyta, Magnoliopsida, Rosales, Rosaceae.
AUGCAUGCCAUUUUAAGUUUGCUAAAUUUGUUGUUGAUUUAUGGACUACUACUAUUGUCACGGUCGAGUUACAUGGUUAAGGCCACUGAUGGUUUCUCCGGCCUUUCCACGAAUGAAUUAAAACUAGUGUCAAGAUUCCGCGGGAGAUCCCCACCCCCGGCACCAAAACCUCAUGUUCCACUUCAUUUCUUACCUCGACCGAUGGAAACCCCCCGCCGCCACCACCACAGGAGCGGUUGCGGUCCACAGCAACGCCACCACAGCCAUGUUCUUAGGCUGAUUAGGUAG